Caenorhabditis briggsae is the source of this 1269-nucleotide messenger RNA. The record is from RefSeq and is a predicted model, not a curated record. The transcript has 6 exons. Lineage: Eukaryota; Metazoa; Nematoda; Chromadorea; Rhabditida; Rhabditidae. Bases 1 to 1269 code for a protein of 422 amino acids.
AUGUUUCCACGAAAAGAUGGACCCAAAUUCAAAAAGGGAAAUUAUUCUGAAACUCAGAAAAGGCCAUCGAGUUUCCAAUCUGUCAAACCAGCAAACCGUACGUUUUCUAGCAACGAAGAAACAUACUUCAGAAGACGUAAAAAACCACAUGUGCUCGCUGGAAUGUUCGCUAAUGCAAAGAGCUCAGUUCAUGUUGCUCCAGCUAGUCAUCUACAGAUCUCACCAAGCAAACAUCCUGUUGUGUCGAAAUCAUUUUCAGAGUCACCAAAACGAGUUUCGAAGAUUUUCAAUCUUCCAAAAGCACAAUUAUCGCAGACUUGGGACUUUAGCGAUGUCACCGAAAGAAACAAUAGCAAUGUUCCAACCUCGAAGCGUUUGAACUCUGACGAAGAAUACCCAAAGAAAACUCCAACAACGUCUUCUCAUAAGAAACCAGUUAUUCCGUGGAUGAGAAUAAUUCCUUCUGACUCGGAAAGUUCGUCUUAUCUAAAACCAAAAAAAACAGGAAAUUUUGAAUAUCCUGACGGAUUCGAAACAACAAUAGCGCGAUUUUCAUCUCGUCUUGAUCAAAUCGGUGCUCUUCCAACACUACCUCUCCAAAAUCACACAGAUACUACAAUGGGAAAAGUGGAGAAAGCGCUUAUGACUGUCGCUUUGGCACAAACGAAAGAAAACGACUGCAAGAAAUCGAUUCCAGUCUUCGAUGUAAUGGUGGAACGAUCCGAUUGGUUGAUAUUCAGGGAAGAUUUCAAUGACGAGACUGAUCAUCCUCCAACAAAUCCUUUUUAUUCUCACGAUGUCAUUUCAAGGCAAUUUGUGUAUCUUCUUAUUUCAUUCAUCAAGGGUUUCAGCGAUUACGAAGAGUACGAACAACAAAAAGAAGAUUCAAAUAAACCUUUGUAUAAAAGGUUAUUGAGCACCGAGGAAAGAAAAAGUGUUGAAAAAGAAAUGAGCGAUUCACCAGAUCCACUAGAUUUUCUCAAAGAAUCGGACUCUCCAGAUCGUCAAGAAGAUUUUUUCAACCUAAACAUGACAAAAACGUCUGAAAUGAGUUAUACUCCAAACUUCAAUCAAAUCGAGGAGUUCCCAACUUUUACCCAAUUUUUUUCAACAUCAAAUCACAACCAAAGAAAAAUAAAAAUGUCAUCGGAUCAAAGCACUACACAAAUGCCGGGAACUCCAGCAAAACUCCAUCAAGAUGUGCAUCCGAGAGCUUCAGGAGGCUAUUCUCCUUUCAAUUUUGCGUUAGUGACAUCCAGAUUCUACUAA